Molecule: messenger RNA, 1230 nt
Organism: Eupeodes corollae
Lineage: Eukaryota; Metazoa; Arthropoda; Insecta; Diptera; Syrphidae
Product: putative nuclease HARBI1
Exons: 2
Coding region: 416-967 (183 amino acids)
Source: RefSeq, a predicted model, not a curated record
GGUCACUACAGGUGGGUUUUGGUUUAUUAGUUCCCUUCUUAUUAUUUGAAAUUAUUUUCAAGUCUUUAUCGUAUCUACAGAUUCACUAAACAAAAUGCUAGAUUCAUCAUCGAAGCUGUGAGCGACGAUUUAGCCUCCCGAUCAAAUCGAGGGGGAGCACUUUCCCCUGAGCUCAUUGUUCUGGUCUCGUUACGAUACCUGGGCAAAGGAUCGUACCAAAGUGAUACCGGUAGUUGUCUCAUACAUACGUCACGUCCUUUUUUUCCAAUCCCACUUAAUUUCAUUUUUAUAAGGUGAUCUUCAUAACAUUUCUCAACAAUCUGUGAGCAAUUGCGUGAGAAAGUUUGUUACAGCACUGGCUUCAAAAAAAAGAACAUUUAUCAGGUUUUCAACAGACACUCGAAGCCUUCAAAGAAUGAAGCAAGAUUUUUUUAGCAUUGCUAGGUUCCCUCAGUGCAUUGCAGCGGUAGACUGCACCCACAUUAAAAUUAAAAACCCAGGUGGCGAGUUCGGUUCUCGCCAUAGAUGCCGAAAGAAUUUCUAUUCAAUUAAUGUUCAGGUUGUUUGUGACGCGCAUGGCAAAAUUCUAGACAUAGUUGCUAGAUGGAGAGGAUCAGCUCAUGAUUCAAGAAUAUGGCGUGAAUCUGCUAUAGCAAACCAUUUGCAAAAUGUAGAUUUAAGGGGAGGAGUUGUUUUGGGCGACGGUGGGUACGCAUGUUCAAAAAUAUUGAUGACACCAUUUAGAAUAUCGGCUGAAUUAAGUCCAGCAGAACAGCGCUACAACAAAGCGCAUAUUCGAACAAGAAUAACGGUGGAACAACUAUUUGGUCAGCUCAAAAACAAAUUUCGUGCGUGUUUUAAUGGCAUCAACAUCAACUAUGACACAGCCAAAGCAACAAUUGUUGCAAUCGCAAUAUUGCACAAUAUUUCAAAGGAUGGUUCAAACGGUGAUUUUACAUUUUUUUAGUAACCUGGGGUCUCCAUUGGACAUUUCCGAUGACAGGACUAUCGGCAAGUCAUCAGAAAAUCUAAUGGAGACCAACAAUCCAACAUCCAGCCCAUGACCCUGAGGCUCCACAAGAGUAAAAUCUAAUCCAAAUUCUCUUCCGCAAUCUCAUCCGCAAUCCAGUGUUCAAACAAUUUUUAGAUGGACAUUUUUUGAAAUAAUUUUUUGAAUUUAAUAGAGUUUACGGAAUCAGUUAGCAGACAUAAAUUAAAACUCCGAACCCU